Molecule: messenger RNA, 2697 nt
Organism: Fraxinus pennsylvanica
Lineage: Eukaryota; Viridiplantae; Streptophyta; Magnoliopsida; Lamiales; Oleaceae
Source: the annotation of a GenBank genome assembly
AUGAGGUUAUUAUCUUCUUCCUCUUCUUCUUCUUCUGCGGGCUAUAAUCCUCAGCCUGAGGAAGGUGAGAAGAAAUGCUUGAAUUCAGAGCUGUGGCACGCGUGCGCAGGCCCUCUGGUGUCCCUUCCACAAGUCGGGAGCCGUGUUGUGUAUUUCCCCCAGGGACACAGCGAGCAGGUUACUGCCUCAACCAACAGGGAAGCAGAUGCCACUAUCCCCAACUAUCCUGGCUUAUCACCACAACUUAUAUGCCAGCUUCACAAUGUGACUAUGCAUGCAGAUAUUGAAACGGAUGAAGUAUAUGCACAAAUGACUUUGCAACCACUUAAUCCUGAUGAGCAAAAGGACUUGUGCCUGCUUCCAGCAGAACUUGGCACCCCGAGUAAACAGCCCACCAAUUAUUUCUGUAAAACAUUGACUGCAAGUGACACCAGCACUCAUGGAGGAUUCUCUGUCCCUCGCCGAGCAGCUGAGAAAGUCUUUCCUUCUCUUGAUUAUUCACAAACACCUCCUUGUCAAGAGUUGAUUGCGAAGGAUCUCCAUGGAAAUGAGUGGAAGUUCAGGCAUAUUUUUCGAGGACAGCCAAAGAGGCAUCUCCUUACGACAGGGUGGAGUGUGUUCGUCAGUGCAAAGCGACUUGUUGCUGGAGACUCAGUGAUUUUCAUCUGGAAUGAAAAUAAUCAGUUGUUUUUGGGAAUUCGGCGUGCUAAUCGUCCACAAACUGUCAUGCCAUCGUCGGUUUUAUCAAGCGAUAGCAUGCACAUAGGUCUUCUUGCUGCAGCAGCUCAUGCAGCAGCUACGAAUAGUCGUUUCACCGUCUUCUACAAUCCAAGGGCUAGUCCAUCAGAGUUUGUAAUACCUCUUGCAAAAUAUGCUAAAGCUGUGUAUCAUACGCGAGUUUCUGUGGGUAUGCGCUUUCGGAUGCUUUUUGAAACAGAAGAGUCAAGUGUCCGUAGGUACAUGGGCACAAUUACUGGUAUUGGUGACUUGGAUCCUGUUCGAUGGCCAAACUCACAUUGGCGCUCAGUGAAGGUUGGUUGGGAUGAAUCAACUGCAGGGGAGAGGCAACCCCGAGUUUCCCUGUGGGAAAUUGAACCACUAACAACCUUUCCCAUGUAUCCAUCGCCAUUCUCCCUCAGACUGAAGCGACCGUGGCCAUCUGGAUUGCCCCCCUUCCCUGGUUUUAAAGAGAGCGGUAAUAUGGACAUGAAUUCCCCACUUACAUGGCUUCGUGGUGGUAUUGGAGAUCAGGGCUUAAAUGCACUGAAUUUCCAGGCAUUUGGUGUAAACCCCUGGAUGCAACCAAGUCUUAGUGCUUCUAUGCUUGGUUUACAACCUAAUGUUUACCAGUCAAUGGCUGCACUCCAGGAAACAGGUUCAUUAGAUCCUUCCAAAAUUGCCAAUCAGUCCCUCCUGCAGUUUCAGCAUAAUGUUCCCAAUGGUUCUGUUGCACUUGUACAAAAUCAAAUGUUGCAACAGUCCCACCCUCAACAAAAUUUCCUCCAGCGCGAUCCGGAAAACAAAAUAAUAUCACAGGGUCAGAUUCUGCAGCAGCAAUUGCAGCGGCAUCAGACAUUUAAUGAUCAGCAACAGCAUCAAAUUCAGCAAUCCCAGCAACUAAAUCAACAAUACCAAGAUCAACAACAAAUUAACAAAACCAUCUCCACUGGCUCACAGAUAGCAGCCACUCAAUCCCAGUUCAUGCCUUUGCAGGCUGUGCCAUCUAUAUGCCAGCAACAGAAUUUCUCUGACUUCAUUGAGAACCAUAUAUCUGCAUCUAAUAAUGCAAGUCUUCUAAGUUCAUUUUCCCCUGAAGGAUCAUCCCACCUAGUGAACAUGCAUGGACCCGGCCCUCUGGUCUCUCCUUCCUCAUCAUCAAAACGAGUUGCGUUAGAACCUCAACUUCCUUCCAGAGUUUCACAGUUUGUAGUGGCCCGGACAGAAGAAUUCUUGAUGCCUAAUUCUAAAGUACCUGAGGUUUCCACUUUGUUGCCACCAUUUCCUGGCAGAGAAUUUUCUGAGUUUCAAGGUGUGACAGAUUCCCAUAACAAUAUGUUGUUUGGAGUUAAUACGGACUCGUCUCUUAUGCUACAGAAUGGGAUGUCAAACCUUAAAAAUAAUAGCAGCGAGAAUGAAUCAUUUUCUAUGCCAUAUGCAACAUCUACUUUCACUAGUGCCACGGGCACCAAUUUUCCACUUAGCUCAGACAUGACUGCUUCAAGUUGUGUAGAUGAAUCGGGUUUCUUGCAGUCCUCGGAAAAUGUGGACCAAAGUAAUCCACCCAACCGAACCUUUGUAAAGGUUCACAAGUCAGGGUCCUUCGGACGGUCACUCGAUAUCUCCAAAUUUAGCAGCUAUCAAGAGCUGCGAAGUGAGCUUGCUCGCAUGUUUGGCCUUGAAGGCCUACUGGAGGACCCUCAGAGAUCAGGCUGGCAGCUUGUAAUUGUUGACCGAGAGAAAGAUGUUCUCCUCCUCGGUGAUGACCCUUGGCAGGACUUUGUAAACAGCGUCUGGUAUAUCAAGAUCCUAUCACCUACUGAAGUGCAACAGAUGGGAAAAGAGGGACUUGACCUUCCAAAUUCUGCUCAAAUGCACAGGCUUUACAGCAGUGGUAAUAGCUGUGAUGAUUAUGUGAGUAGUAAGGACACCAAAAGUAACUUAAAUGGGAUACCGUCCGCGGGGUCACUCGACUACUGA